Molecule: messenger RNA, 2434 nt
Organism: Patiria miniata (bat star)
Lineage: Eukaryota; Metazoa; Echinodermata; Asteroidea; Valvatida; Asterinidae
Product: gastrula zinc finger protein XlCGF26.1-like
Exons: 2
Coding region: 343-2142 (599 amino acids)
Biological process (GO): regulation of transcription by RNA polymerase II
Cellular component (GO): nucleus
Molecular function (GO): DNA-binding transcription factor activity, RNA polymerase II-specific; RNA polymerase II transcription regulatory region sequence-specific DNA binding
Source: RefSeq, a predicted model, not a curated record
UAAUAAACAACAGUUACGUCUGUCAUUCUUUGUCAUGCAUGUCAUGUCUGUGAUUGAAACUGUAUCAAGUUUAAAAGUCUACAUUGUGAUCCCAAAAGGUUGAUAGAAGACACACUGUGAGUCCAAGUCUACUGCAUUACACAACCACCGAGAAAGGCUCCAUAUGCAUGUCGGCAAACUGGGAACUAACAAGAUAUCACCAUUGUCUGGCUGACCAAAAUGUUACCCGAAAAACCAACAGCGUGUUAUGAGCUGAUGCCCUGUCUGCCUCUUCAGUUGGGAUAACAAGCUGGGAGUAGAAGUCUUAUUUGUAUUCUUUGGGAGUAGUCUGACUUCCACUGGAUGCAUUUCAUCCGGACAUACCUGCUUUUUGAGUCCACAGUGUCAGCGUUAGCCAUUUUGACCAAGAGUACAAUGGAUCACAUCAUAUACAAAGAAGAACAUGAGGCAUCAAAUGAAAAUGCUGUCACUGUAAAAAUGGAUCCUCAAGAAUACUAUGAUGCAUCAAAGGAAAACUCCGUCACUGUAAAAAUUGAGCCACAAGAACACCAUGAUGCAUCAACUGAAAACGCCGUCACCGUAAAAAUUGAGCCGCAAGAACACCAUGAUGCAUCAACUGAAAACGCUGUCACUGUAAAAAUUGAGCUUCAAGAACACCAUGAUGCAUCAACUGAAAACGCCGUCACCGUAAACAUUGAGCCACAAGAACACCAUGAUGCAUCAACUGAAAACUCUGUCACCAUAGAAAUUGAGCCAGAGUCGGAUGAAGCUGCAAGAAAACCGUUCUCUUGCUCCACCUGUCCAAGAACGUUUUCUAAAAGACGUCAGCUUGACAAACAUCGCUGCUUCAGAAACAAGUCGCAAAGGAAGUUUACCGUUCACAAACAGGAACACGUCCAAGAGGGGCCACAGUACUCUUGUGAUAUUUGUGGAAAAACAUUUAAAGGGAAACGUGGUCACGCUUACCAUCUAAAAGUUCACACAGGAGAGAGACCACACUCCUGUGAUACUUGCGGAAAAACAUUUGUGGUGAGACAAACCUUAAAAAAUCACCAAACAGUUCACACAGGAGAGAAGCCGUACCCUUGCUUGAUUUGUGGCAAGUCCUUUAGCCGAAGCGCUAAUUGUUCAAGGCACAGGCGUAUACACAGAAACGAAAAACCAUUCUGCUGUAAAAUGUGCGGCAAAGCGUUUUCUCAGAAAACCUCACUGGUUGACCAUCAACGACUUCACAGCGGCGAGAAACCAUUUGUUUGUAGUAUCUGCAACAAAGCCUUUACCCAGAAAAGUCAUUUGAGAGUUCACACUCAGCACUUGCAUGCUGAUGGAGCACCACCACGUAAGAAAGAAUUCUGUACCAAACAAGAACUUCCCAAAUCGACCGAUAAUUGUUACCAGUGCAAUCAAACAUUUACUGACCGAAAGGCACUGGACGAGCACAAAUGCAUGUCCAUCGAUAAAAACCCUUUACUCUGUAAGGUUUGUGGAGAAGCCUUUGACCGUGCAGUUAGUUUAAGAAGUCAUCAACGGAUUCAUGGUGAAGUAAAGUUAUUUACUUGUAGCAUGUGCUCCAAAACCUUCUCACAUCUCAGCAAACUUGAAAUACAUUUCCGCAAGCACACUGACCAGCGACCAUUCAACUGUGACGUUUGUGGAAAGGCUUUCAGGCAGCGAGUUCAUGCCCAAGUUCACCAGGCACGUCACUUCAGGGGAGCAUUUAGGAUUGGACUUGUACGUAGAGCCAAAACAUGUGACGCUGCUAAUACAAAGAAGAAAUCACAUGAAUGUGACGUGUGCGGUAACACAUUUGCAUACCGAAGUGGUCUGAGAAUGCAUCAGCGUAGCCACAAGAUGGACAAACGAUACCUGUGUGACAUUUGUGGCAUAGCGUUUGUUCAGCAAAGUAACUUCAAAAGACACGCGCUGAUUCACACUGGAGAGGGACCAUUUGUUUGCAGUGUAUGCAGCAAGGCAUUCAUUGACCAAUGCGGACUGGACAUACAUGCAUGGGUUCAUACUGGCCAGAAACCCUUCCACUGUCGUAUCUGUGGCAGAUCAUAUGCUCGGAAAUAUAACCUCUUGUGUCAUCAAGACUCAUUAGAAUGUCACAUGGACUUGAAAAUGGCCCAGACGAAGGAGUAGUUGUAGUAACUUCUGUAUUUCAAUAAGUUAUGUUUCAAGGGCAUUCACUGUAAAUCCCGGAAAGGGGGGAAAUCUCCCCCCCCCCCUUUUUGAAAAGGGGGAAUAGCCAUUGGAUCUGCCCCCCCCCCCCUCAUUUUUGUAACCAAAAAUUGCUGAUUUGGUUUUUUUUUUUCUUUGAUAUUUCCAACAGUCCAAAUUAUUAAAUAGUUAUGAAAAAUAGAAAACAUUUGGUAGGUAAGGCCAAAAAAAAAAAUUCUCGGUCUCUGGUCAGCGCGCGCGUCGAUUUAAAUCA